Molecule: messenger RNA, 769 nt
Organism: Diospyros lotus (date-plum)
Lineage: Eukaryota; Viridiplantae; Streptophyta; Magnoliopsida; Ericales; Ebenaceae
Product: protein BUNDLE SHEATH DEFECTIVE 2, chloroplastic-like
Exons: 5
Coding region: 143-529 (128 amino acids)
Cellular component (GO): chloroplast stroma; protein folding chaperone complex
Molecular function (GO): protein folding chaperone
Source: RefSeq, a predicted model, not a curated record
UUGGUCUUCUCUUAUCUUAAUAUCUGCUGGAACUGGAAGCCACAAACCAAACCACCAAGCUUCCGCUGCUCUCUAAUAAAAUAAAUCUCUGUGAAUCCGCACACAGUUCAGUUCUCACUAAUCUUCUUUCUUUCUGAUUGCAAUGGCAACUUCUUCUCCAUGCUUCAGUCUUUUAAAUUCUCUCACAGUCAUCCAAAAGCCAGGCGACAACUCUCGCUGUUCCUGCGGCAUGAACUCGAGCAAUCAGAAGCCACAGAGGACAGUAAAGUGUCGCCCUGUAAAAGCUAAGGCAACAAAAGAUGAUCAAGGCACCGUACGCAAGAGUGUUAUUUGCUCUGAUUGCGAUGGCAACGGUGCAGUUCUGUGCUCCCAGUGCAAAGGCAGUGGGGUGAAUCAUGUCGAUUACUUUGAUGGGCAAUUUAAAGCCGGUGAAUCAUGUUGGCUUUGCGGCGGGAAAAAGGAUAUGCUGUGUGGAAACUGCAAUGGGGCUGGCUUUCUCGGGGGCUUCAUGAACAGCUUUGACACAUAGGGCCAAAAUUAUAUGCUACGUGGAAAUUGCAGCGGGGCUGACCAGCUUUGAUGCUUCUCAGUGAGCGAGCGAGCUCGCCCGCCCGCAUGGCUUGGAUUGCGGUUCUCUAUGGUUCGUAUUACUUAAAGAUCGUGUGUUGUAUAUGUGAUUGUGAAUAGCUUGAGUGGGUGCAGCAAAUUGGUAGAUUUUACAUCCCUUGUAAAUUGAUCCAAUGAUUUAAUUAUGUUCUCAACUUCCUUA